AUGACCGAGCUUGAACAUUUGAAAGAAAUUGGACAAAAGAAGUUCCAGGACCAAGCUGUUUGGAUGUUAAAUGCGAUGUGGCCGAAAGAGCAAGACAAGCGUGCCGAAGAGCUCUGGAAUUUAGUAGUUCUCUUUUCGAGUUUAGAGCUUGAGAAUGGGAAAGAGGGUUGUGAUUUAGAUGAGAUGAACAUGCACCGUGUUUUUGAGAAAUUGAAUGCCCAACAAACCUUCCAAGAGAUGAGAAAUCACAUGAGAAAAGUUGGUGUGACUUCCUUUAAAAAGAUUUCUAUGAUCAAUUUCCUCAUCUUCCACUUUGGGUAUGACUGGAAGGAAGUCGUCGAAGCCCCACAAGGCGGCAAUUUAGAAGGCAUUGAGAAGGCCAAAAAAAUGUUAGAAGAAGUCACAGUAGCUUUUGAGAGUGCUCAAAAGAAGGCUGAGGAGUCCAAAGCGGCUGCUGAAGAGUCGAAGAAAAAAGCUUCUGAGGCCACCAAAGCUGCCAAUGAAGCCGCACAGAAAGCAGAAGAGAGUAAAAAAGCUGCAGAAGCUGCUGACAGUCGUGCCAAAGCGUCUGCACAAGCUGCCGAGCAAGCCAAAAAGGACGAGGAGACUUCAAUAGCCAAAGAGAAAGAUGCUGAAGCUGCCAAAGCUGAGGUGACCAAAGCGCUGAAUGAUGUGAAAGCACAAGAAGCUGCCAAAGAGAAGAAAAGAGCUGAUUUAAAGAAGAAGAUCGAGACUGCUGGACUCGUCGCAAAGAAUGCGGCCAUUCAAGAACUUGCCAAAUUAGAUAAUGAAGAUGACUUGCCAUUAAGAAGAGCCAAAAUCACUUUAGAAGCCGCACAGAAGAGAGCUGACAAAGCCGUCAAAAUCGCAACAGAAACAAAGGAAAAGGCUAUCGAAACUGCUAAGAAAGCCGACGAAGCCAAAACCGCUGCUGAAGAAGCUAAAGUACAAGCCGACGAAGCUCUCGAAGUCUCUAACAAAGCAAAAGAAGAAAGUGAAAAAGCAAAACAAGAAGCAGAAGAAGCAGAGAAACAAGCCGUUGAGGCUCAAGAAGAGGCUGAAAAGGCAGUCCAAGAAGCUAACGACAAAGUCGCAGAGGCUGAAGCAUACUUGGAAGAGCAAAAGAAGAAGGCUGAAGGUGCCGGUCAAGGCACAAUCUGGUUCAUGCAAAGAGAAGUCACUGAGAAGAAGAAGUUUAUGCCUGCAAGUAAAGGUGGUAUUGCUAAGAAAUAA
Messenger RNA from Entamoeba invadens IP1, 1233 nucleotides. Its product is annotated as M protein, serotype 2.1 precursor, putative. Bases 1 to 1233 code for a protein of 410 amino acids. The record is from RefSeq and is a predicted model, not a curated record. The transcript is spliced from 2 exons. Lineage: Eukaryota; Evosea; Mastigamoebida; Endamoebidae. Gene Ontology annotation, molecular function: actin filament binding. Gene Ontology annotation, cellular component: cortical cytoskeleton. Gene Ontology annotation, biological process: parallel actin filament bundle assembly; actin crosslink formation.